AUUUCAGCCCUCAAGGAGAUGCCAGCGCCAUCAAACCAGGCAAAUGAAACAUGCAUUGAUCUUGAAAUUACUGGAAACUUAAUAGGAGCCAGUGAUUUACUCACCUUGAUAAAUCUCAGCGGAUUCACAGUCAGGCGAUUUCUGGUAACUGAAAAUAAUUUCACAGACUACACAGCAAUGCUAGAAGGAUUGGCUACGACUUUCAAGGAAGCAAGUAAAGUUGAAAUGCACUUACUUAUUGAUGAAGAUAUUUCCACCAUCAGCAGACUGAUAACAGAAAUAAAGAAGAAACGUCUUCAUAUUUACACUUUCCAAGUGAGAGAUUUUGAAAUAAACGAUUCUAACAUCACUCUCUGCCUCCUGAUCCUGAGGUCUUUGUCUCCACAAUGCCGAAAGAACAAAAAGCCCAGUGCUAAAAUUGCCAUCAAGGAAGGUGUAAGAAUCAGUCAUGACUUUCUUCAACUUAUCAGGAUCUAUGAAAUUAAUGUGGAGAGCAUCUUAAUAACAGACUCAAACAUUGAGAGAUAUGUUAAUGUACUGUCACAUCUUUUGGAACCCUUGAAAGAUGCCAGCAAUGUGAACAUAGAUAUAGAGGUGACAACCAGUCUGCCUGAUAUACAAGAGAUUCUGAUAUUGACCAGACUUUAUGGUUUUUGCUUGAGAAAAAUGCAUAUGAAGGGGAGGUUUAUGUGUACAUAGAUGAGAUGACCACAAUUACUGACACCAUUCGUUGUGAAUUAGCAAGAAAUGAAUUCAAGGUUGUCCUAAACCUAUACCACGACUUCAAGAACCCUACGGCACCAACAACAUCCACUGACGUGCUAAACGCUCUCUUCGAAAAGUGUCGAGUAGAGAAGUAUGUUGGGAGGAUGUCAGGAGACCUGCGGCUUCCUCAGACACAAGACACACUGUGGGCAAGUGUUCCUGAUACUUUUGCCUACUUUCAACUCCAUCGCUUUCUUAGGCCUGACCGUCUGCUGGAUGCUUUGUGUGUCAGUGUCAGUCUUAAUUUGGACCCAAAGAAAAUUAUUCCACUAAAAAAUGACCUGAUGUACCAUCUUAGCCUUUGCUUCCCUGGGGUGAUCUCUGAGGAGGACGUUCUGAAAGCUACUGAAAUUGCCACGAAGUUCGCGACCACCAGAGAGCUAGACUAUCUCCUGUUCCCACGGCUGAACCUGACGCAAGACAAAGAGGUCGUCUGCUUGGUAUCCAACAUGCGACGUCUGAGAGUUACGGAAGCGAUCAUCCUCCCCAAGUCACUCAAGGAGUCAAAGAAAUUUGAUUCAUUCACCCGGCCCAAGCCACUCGUGAGGUCACAAAAGAAAUCCAUUAAGAAAGAUACGAGUCUCAAUAUUGAAUGUGGGAUGCCUGGCCAUUUAAGACCUGGUGCCCUUCCUGAUGUGGAUUCGUGGUGAAAUGACAGUGCAACUAAGAGGUGCCUGGCUUUGCGGUGUCAUUUAUUCUGGAUUAUGAGUCUGGGUUUCUCCCUUUAAAAGGGUACUCAGCAUUGGAGGAGGUCUUUGGGUAAUGUGACGAUACGUCAGCAUCCAGAAGAUGGCUUUCCAUUAUGUUUUGCUCAAGAAGAUGACUUUGGAUUAUGAUGUUAGGCCCAGAAGAUGACUCUCAUUGACGAUACGUUUUGCCAUGGCAGGUGACAUUAGAAAAUUAUAUAUCUAGCUGGUUGUGUUUAGCUCUGGCAGAUGACCUUGAAAUAUACUGUUAUGUUUACCUGUCCCAGGACCCAAUGGGUAACUUGGAAUCAUAACUAUGUAGAAAUCAUACCAUUUUUAUGGGACAAGACUCUCUUGCGGACACCUAUUCCAACGGGGUACACGUUACUCGGCUAGGAACUAUCGGUCUGUAUAUCAAAUGAUCCUUGGUGAAAACCUUACAAGGAAUACUUAACUGACUGAUUGAUGACAAUA
Molecule: messenger RNA, 1925 nt
Organism: Macrobrachium nipponense
Lineage: Eukaryota; Metazoa; Arthropoda; Malacostraca; Decapoda; Palaemonidae
Exons: 5
Coding region: 705-1415 (236 amino acids)
Source: RefSeq, a predicted model, not a curated record